AUGUCGCCGUCUACCAUCACAAAAAUCAAAUGGCCCGACCACAAUCUUCUCAACCAACUUAUCAGGCCAAGCCUCCCAAGCUUCAUGCAACCCUGGAUGCAAAGAGAAGAAUUCUCAAGCAUCUUCGGCUACUCCGGCUACUCCAUCAACUCAGACUCAGCAAUCUAG
Molecule: messenger RNA, 168 nt
Organism: Puccinia triticina
Lineage: Eukaryota; Fungi; Basidiomycota; Pucciniomycetes; Pucciniales; Pucciniaceae
Exons: 2
Coding region: 1-168 (55 amino acids)
Source: RefSeq, a predicted model, not a curated record